Molecule: messenger RNA, 851 nt
Organism: Gadus macrocephalus (Pacific cod)
Lineage: Eukaryota; Metazoa; Chordata; Actinopteri; Gadiformes; Gadidae
Exons: 5
Coding region: 225-851 (208 amino acids)
Source: RefSeq, a predicted model, not a curated record
UCUGAAGGCAGAGUGGGCAAUGUGUUGAGAAGUAUUCAUCAACCCUACCACAUUGCAAGACAGCAGGUAAGGUCAAAUAGCAUUGUGUUUUCUACAUUUCAAUAGAACAUACGUGUUGAGAUUCUAAUCAUACGAAUGAAAGAUUAUUGAGUUUUUAUUAUAAUGUAAUUCUUAUAUUUUAGGGUGCCCGGAAUCUGAACCCCAUACCCUACAAGGCAGAAUACAUGGGUCACAAGCUGCAUGUAGAUCAGAAUGAGAAGCUUGUUAUGUUUGGAGUGACUCAUGUUAUGGCUAUCGAUGGUUUCAGCAAGAAGGUGGUCGGUCACUCCACCAUGCCAAUAAAGAACAACAUCGUGAUUUAUGAGGAAGUGUACCGGCCUGCUGUUCUUUCCUAUGGACUAUGGGACCAGGUCAGAGUUGACUGUGGGAAAGAAUUCUAUCUGGCUUUAUUCAUCCAGGAAAAACUGGCAGAACAUCGACACAAUACUCAAAGGCAGCCCUACCUUCAGACACCUUCGACAAGGAACCAUGUGAUAGAGAGAAUGUGGUCGGAGGUGAAUGCUCGAGUCAACUACCCUUUGAAGACAGCUCUGGUACAGCUGGUGGACCAGGAGGAACUGGACAUGGAGGACAACACAUCCAGGUAUUGUGUGUCAAACCUGACAUGCCAGCUGUCUAGGAUUGGCAUCACAAAUGUCGUACAGGCAUGGAAUGGACACAGGAUCCCAGCUGGCAAUGCUGGAGUAGGCGGUCGGGGAGGAUUUGGGGGUGGCGAGGUCACAGGAGGUGUCGCAGCUUGGCUCACCAUGGGAAACUCUGAGGUGCUGAUGAACUCUGGGCUGACGUCAUGA